AAUUUAAUUUGGGUUUUUAUCUUAAAAAAAAUCACAAUAUAAUAUUUUGUAUAUGUAAAAGAUUAACAUAAAUUUUAUAUUAUAAAAUUACAAAAAAAAAUUAAUUUUACUUUGAUUGAAAAUUAAGAGUGUCAAAGAAAAUACAAAAAAAAAAAACAAAGAAUCAAAGAAAAGGAAAAGAAAUCAAAUUUUUAUUUAAAAUAAAACAAAAUUAUUAUAAAAUACAUAAUAUAUACAAUUGUACACACAUAUAAACAAAUGAUUCAAUUAAAUUUUAACUAAGACGCAUCUACAUUGUCUAAAUUAAUUAUCGAAUAAUUAGCACAGACAUCAACCCCAAAAUAAAUUAAAAGUGAUCUUAAAAGGAAAAAAAAAACAAAACUCAAAGGAUUAAAAUUAUAAAAAUAACAACAACAUCAACUUAAAUUUCAACAAUCAACAACUUUAUAUGAAUGAGAUUUUUUCGGUUUUUUUUCUCUCUUUUUUAAACAAAUUGUGGAUUAUUUAAUAAAUUAAUUAUUAUUUUUAAUAUAUAAAAAAAAGGUUCAAGCAAACUGAAGCUUUUUUAAUUUAAAUAAGGCGUAUUCAAUAAUCCACACAUUUGUACAGAAAUCUAUUCACUUAAAAUCAAGAGUGACAAUAAGUGACAUCACAUUUCGUAUUGGAAAAUCAAAACUGUCGAUAAUUAAAACAUAUAAGAAUAAUAAAAAUAAUUAAUAAUAUUAUAAAAAUCAAUUAAAUAACAAUAACUUUGUUGACAAUCAUUCUCAUCACUCAACAUAAAAAUAAAAAAAAAAAAUAAUUAAAAUUUUUAUUUUUGAUAGUGCCUUAUUGUGCCAAAAGAGUAAAAUCAGCUUCAACGUAUUUAUAUACAACUCCAAUUUAUACAUAUAUACACAAUUAUAUAUGUACAUUUAGAUAAAAAAAAAAUCACCAAAUUAAAAACAGAUCUCAUUUGAAUAAGUAAGACUGCAAUACAAACUUUGUAUAGAAAUUUUUUCAAUUUUUAAAAAUUCCUCAACUUUUUAUAAAAAAAAAUUCGAUUUAAGUUUUAGUAUCUUGCUUUCUUUACCAAUACACAUACAAUAAAAGAAAAACCGAAUUUAAUAUUACACUCAUAAUAUAAAAAGGUCAAAAUUAAUUCCGAAAAAUAAAAGGAAAAUUUAAUUCCGAAAAGGACAACAGGCAUAUAAAUAUAUUCUUGAAAUAUUUUGCACAAAAGGACAUCAAAUUUAAAAAUUUUAUUUCCUUAAAGUGAAACAAAGCUAAUAUACGAAUUUGGAAAGGAACAACUUAUUCAAUUCAAAUACAACGCAUUCAAAUUUUAAAUAUUCUUUGAGACUGUUUAAAUACAAAAAUUAUUAUCAAUAAUGUGUUCAUUAUCAAGCUGCCAAAUUAAAAUAUUUUAAUAAUAAUUUUUAAUUUAUUAUUAAUAUUUAAAAAAACAAAAAAUGUUUAAAUUUUGUACCUAUCAUAUUAAACGUAUACGUCCUUUAAACAUUUAUACAAUUUUAAUAUUUACAAGAACUUUUUAGCCAAAAGAAUAUAGGCGUUUUAUUCAGUUUUUGGAAUAUAAUAAAUAAAAAAUAUAUUUAAUGAAAAGAAAAAAAUGUAAGCAGUGCCUUUAAUAUACAACAUAAUUAAUAAAUUAUAUUUAAAAUUAAUUGAAAAAUAAUAAACUUGAAAAUAAUUCCAAAAUUUAACAUAAAAGACUGGAAAUUUUUUUAAUUUGAAACUAGAAAAAAAAAAUAUAAAUACUUGUAAUUAUAAAAAUAAUUAAACUAAGUAAUUUUGACUUCUUGUUUAAAAGAAGUACUUUUUUAAGUACUUCUAUUAAAAUAAAUUUUAUAAAGGACUAAAAAAAGAGAAUCCAAAAUUUUUUUAUUCGGUGAAAUAAAAGAUAAACUGGCAUUGGCGACGGGUAUAAGGAGUGGCUCUGCCAUAUCGGCAAUGCCAUUUAUUGAUGAUGCAUUGCUAUGGUGCCCUGAUAAUGAUGGACGAAUGGUUGAUAUCUCUACGUGCUUGCAGGAAGCCGCUAAUAAUAAUACAAAUAAUGCAAAUCAAAAUAAUAAUGAAAUAGGAAAUAACUCUUGUGAUAUAAAUUCUUUAGAACCAAUAAAUACAUCAGAUUCAGAUGAACUUUUUAGGCAAUUAGCAGAAAGUUCAUUUGAAUUGGACAGUUUUUUAUCAGACUUUACUGUUGAAGUAAAGCAAGAGGACAAUAAUAACAAUUUAAAUUUACAACAAGCUUUAAACCAAAAUAAUUUUCUUGCCUCAUGUACAAAUAAUAGUAACAAUCAAAAUUCAACAAAUUUUUUAACAACAAAUAACGAUAAUGAUAAUGAAAAUAAUAAUGGUAAUAAUAAUAGUAAUAACGCUGUAAUACCAAAUAAUGGAAUUAUUAAUAAUAAUUUAAAUAUUAAUAAUUCAAUCGAUACAGCAGCAUUAUUAGCAUUAGCGGCAUCUGUAACGGCUAGUAAUAAUUCAAGUAAUUUAUCUCAACAACAACAACAACAGCAGCAGCAGCAUCAUCACCAAAAUCAAAGACAAAGUAAUAAUAAUUUUUCCAAUAACAAUAAUAAUAGUAAUAAUAAUAAUAACAAUAAUAAUACAAGUAAUAAUAGUAAUAGCAAUAAUAGUAGUAGUAGUAGUAAUAACAAUAAUAGUAAUAGUGCAAAUAAUAAUAAUAAUAGUACCAAUACAAAUAAUCGAUAUUCAAUAGCUGCAAAUCCACUAUUAGCUGAAAAAUUAUUAUCUCCAACAAGCUUAAAUGAUUUGGAAAGCCUUUCACUAGGAACAACGAUAGCAAGAAUAAAUGGAAGACCACCGCCUGAUAUCAAAGGUAAGAAUUCUAAAUUCAUAAUAUCAAGUACAAAUAAUGCAUGGAGUAAUGGUAAGAAAAAAAUUAAAUGAACGAUUAUAUAAAAAAAAUAAACUCACCUACACAAAAGAUCAAAAAUAUUCCCGA
This is a messenger RNA of Condylostylus longicornis, 2968 nucleotides long. Its product is annotated as glycosyltransferase-like protein gnt13. NCBI's taxonomy places the organism in Eukaryota, Metazoa, Arthropoda, Insecta, Diptera, Dolichopodidae. The coding region runs from base 1951 to 2913 and encodes 320 amino acids. The transcript is spliced from 7 exons. The record is from RefSeq and is a predicted model, not a curated record.